Messenger RNA from Epinephelus lanceolatus (giant grouper), 937 nucleotides. It is a transcript of the gene clta, whose product is annotated as clathrin, light chain A. Gene Ontology annotation, cellular component: clathrin coat of coated pit; plasma membrane; clathrin coat of trans-Golgi network vesicle. Gene Ontology annotation, molecular function: structural molecule activity; clathrin heavy chain binding. Lineage: Eukaryota; Metazoa; Chordata; Actinopteri; Perciformes; Serranidae. Gene Ontology annotation, biological process: intracellular protein transport; clathrin-dependent endocytosis. The record is from RefSeq and is a predicted model, not a curated record.
UUUUUCUUUUUGUGUCGUCCUUCUUCCCAUUGAGCUAAUCGAUUACGGUCACCCGCGACACCUGCUCACCGUUUCUCAUAUUUAUCCUCACGUAAUUAUACACACCAUGGAUGAUUUUGACAUGCUGAACGCGCCCGCCGCUGGAAACGGUGUUGGGUCGGAGGAGGACCCCGCUGCCGCUUUCUUAGCCCAGCAGGAGAGCGAGAUCGCGGGGAUUGAAAACGACGAAGGCUUCAGCAUCCUGGACAGCGGAGAGGUCCCCUCGUCGCUUGGAGACCCUAACGAUGGUGCUGUCAAUGGAGAGCUUCAUGGGGAAAGCAAUGGUCCAUCAGACGCCUACGCAGCAAUUUCCAAUGCAGAUCGGCUGCAGGCAGAACCUGAAAGCCUACGCAAGUGGAGGGAGGAGCAAAGUGAACGGCUGGAGUUGCUAGAUGAAAAUUCUCGCAAGCAGGAGUCAGAGUGGAAGGAGAAAGCCAAGGUGGAGCUGGAAGAGUGGCACGCCAGGCAGAACGAGCAGCUGGAGAAAACCAAAUCCAACAACAGGGUGCUGGAUGAAGACUUCUACAAGCAGCCCUUCUCUGAGCUCAUUGGUUAUGUCACACACAUUAACCAUCCUUGCUACCGCCUAGACCAGGCGGCUGAGGAGGCCAUGAUUUCAGAUCUGGACGAGAACAACCCCGGCACGGAGUGGGAGCGGGUGGCUCGGCUCUGCGACUUCAACCCCAAGUCCAGCAAGCAGGCCAAAGACGUGUCCCGCAUGCGCUCGGUCCUCAUCUCCCUGAAGCAGUCCCCGCUAGUCCGUUAGGCAGCCAAAGCAGCCCAGGGCGUCAUUCCAUAUCAUCCUCUAUCACCACACACCAACCAACCCAGCAGUCACAACCUGUAUUCUGAAGACAAGGGGGCUUACACCCCUUCUGUGCACGCGUUUGCCAUGCAC